Messenger RNA from Danio aesculapii, 2565 nucleotides. RefSeq names its product extracellular calcium-sensing receptor. Gene Ontology annotation, cellular component: membrane. The transcript has 6 exons. The record is from RefSeq and is a predicted model, not a curated record. Gene Ontology annotation, molecular function: G protein-coupled receptor activity. Lineage: Eukaryota; Metazoa; Chordata; Actinopteri; Cypriniformes; Danionidae. Bases 1 to 2565 code for a protein of 854 amino acids. Gene Ontology annotation, biological process: G protein-coupled receptor signaling pathway.
AUGGCAAAGAAGACUGUGUCACUGCCAGUACUGCUGCUAAUAGUGUGUGGCAACUGUGUGUCAGCUUUGGCACAAGUGUGCAGACUGCUCAGUCAGCCUGCACUCCCUCUACUUUCUGCAGAAAGAGACAUCAACAUUGGGGCAAUAUUCUCAAUCCACAUUAGUGCUCUGCUAAAGAUGCAUUCUUUUAGUUUCAAGCCAGAGCCAACUGCAUGCAUCAGUUUAAGUUUGCGUGAGUUUAAAUUUGCUCAGACACUGAUUUUUGCCAUUGAAGAGAUUAAUAACAACACACAGCUUUUGCCAGGUGUGUCUUUGGGCUAUAAGAUAUAUGAUUCAUGUGGCUCAAUAGCUCAGGCUAUAUUCUCAGGCAUGGCUUUGAUGAAUGGUUAUGAAAAGACUUUGAGUGAUACAUCCUGCUCCAGACCACCGGCUGUUAAUGCCAUUGUAGGAGAGUCCAACUCCUCUCCCACUAUAGCCUUGGCUUCUAUAGCUGGUCCAUUCAGUUUACCUGUUAUCAGUCAUUUUGCCACAUGUGCAUGCUUGAGUAACAGAAAAAGGUUUGCAUCCUUCUUCAGAACAAUCCCCAGUGAUUAUUACCAAAGCAGAGCACUGGCUCAGCUUGUUAAGCACUUUGGCUGGACCUGGGUUGGGACAGUCAGGAGUCGCAGUGAUUAUGGCAAUAAUGGAAUCGCAACAUUCGAGGAAGCAGCAAAAAAAGAGGGGAUUUGUAUUGAAUAUUCAGAGGCCAUAUUAAGAACUGAUCCACAAGAUCAAUUUCUUAAGACAGUAGAAGUGAUAAAGAAGGGCACUGCCAGGGUUGUGCUAGCUUUUGUUGCAUUAAGAGAUUUUUACCCCCUUUUAAAAGAAAUUGCACAACAUAACAUUACAGGGCUGCAGUGGGUUGGCAGUGAAUCUUGGAUAACAUCUCGAACUGUUGCAGAAACAAAGGAAUAUGGUUUCCUGUCUGGAGCUGUGGGUUUUUCUAUAGCAAAUGUCAAACUUGUAGGCCUACAAGAUUUUCUAGUGAAUGUGCACCCUGAUCAUGAACCAAAAAAUACACUUUUAAAAGAAUUCUGGGAAACAACAUUUCAAUGCUCUUUUAGUAACAGUGGAAGUGUUGGGUGUACUGGCUCAGAGAAACUAGCAGACUUACAAAAUGAAUAUACUGAUGCCUCAGAGCUAAGGAUCGCCAAUAAAGUGUACACGGCAGUGUAUGCUGUUGCACAUACACUACACAAUGUAUUUCAAGACUUCAAAUCCUCCAACAGUAGCAAAUUAAAACAACCCACACCUCAAACGGUACUGAACUAUAUGAAAAAUGUAAGAUUCACUGUCAAAACAGGUGAAGAAAUAUUUUUUGAUGCAAGUGGUGAUCCAGUGGCAAGAUAUGAUCUUGUGAACUGGCAACUUUCUGGGGAUAGAAGUCUGCAAUUUAAACAUGUGGGCAUCUAUGACAGCUCACUUCCUUCAGAGAAAUGUCUUCAGGUCAAUCAGGAACAUGUGCUAUGGGCAGAUAACAGUAGACAGUUGCCUGUAUCCGUGUGCAGUGAGAGCUGCCCCCAUGGAACUAGGAAGGCUGUGCAAAAAGGAAGACCUGUCUGCUGUUAUGACUGUAUUCCAUGUGCAGAUGGCGAAAUCAGUAACAACACUGACUCUAGUGACUGCUCUCCGUGUGAUGUGGAAUACUGGUCAAACGAAAGAAAAGAAAAAUGUGUAUUAAAAGUUAUCGAAUUCCUUUCUUAUACUGAAAUCAUGGGGAUGGUGCUUUGUAUAUUCUCCUUCAUUGGGUUGUUAUUAACAGCAAUGGUCUCUUUUCUGUUCUAUCUUCAUAAAGAAACACCCAUUGUCAGAGCCAACAACUCAGAGUUGAGCUUCUUGCUGCUCUUCUCACUCUCACUGUGUUUUCUCUGUUCACUCACUUUCAUUGGCCGCCCCACUGUGUGGUCCUGUAUGUUGCGUCACACAGCAUUUGGGAUCACUUUUGUCCUCUGUAUUUCCUGUGUUCUAGGGAAAACAAUAGUAGUGUUAAUGGCCUUCAGGGCUACACUUCCGGGAAGUAAUGUAAUGAAAUGGUUUGGGCCUACACAACAACGACUCAGUGUUGUUUUCUUAACAUUAAUACAGGUGAUUAUCUGUGUUGUUUGGUUAACUGUAUCUCCUCCUUUCCCAUAUAAAAAUUUGAGUUAUUACAGAGAAAAGACCAUCCUAGAAUGUAACUUGGGUUCAGCUUUGGGGUUCUGGGCCGUUCUGGGUUAUACUGGCCUGCUAUCUGUCUUGUGUUUUAUUUUAGCUUUUCUUGCUCGUAAACUCCCUGAUAACUUCAAUGAAGCCAAGUUCAUCACAUUUAGUAUGCUCAUAUUCUGUGCUGUCUGGCUCACAUUCAUUCCAGCUUAUGUCAGCUCUCCUGGAAAAUUCACAGUAGCAGUGGAGAUAUUUGCUAUCUUAUCUUCAAGUUUUGGUUUACUAUUUUGCAUAUUUGCUCCAAAAUGUUACAUAAUUUUACUUAAACCAGAAAAGAACACAAAGAAACAAAUGAUGGGAAAGUCAUCUUCUAAAACUCUUUAA